AUGCCCAGAAAGCGGUCUAAUCUAUCACAAUCGUCAUACCAUUCGCGAAAAAGAAGGUUAGCUCGAUCCCUUGAAACCGCUGACGAGCGUGAGGCCAGGUUGACUGCUGUUCGUGAACAAAUUGCAGAGACUCGAAGAGGAGAAUGUAGUACGGCGCGCCAGUCGCGAUUAGAUACCAUGCGCACUCAAAAUGCAUUGUCGCGGUCUCAGGAAAGUGCAGAAGCACAUAAGAUGCGGCUGUCAAUUGACCGAGAGCGCCAUGCUAAGUCACGCGCGUCAGAGACGUUCACGCAGCGAGAGACGAGGCUGAGUUCUCAGCGCAACCGCACUGAUGUCGCUCGAUCUUGUGAGAGUGUUGACGGACGACAAGCGCGUUUGGAAAGCGAUCGGGAGCGCCACGCUGAGUCUCGCGCAUCCGAGACGUAUACGCAGCGCGAGACGAGACUAAGUUCGCAGCGCAGUCGCACUGAUGCCGCUCGAUCUUACGAGAGUGUCGAAGCGCGACAAAUUCGACUGGAAAGUGAUCGGGAGCGCCACGCUGAUUCUCGCGCGUCUGAAACGUACACGCAACGAGAGGCGAGGUUAUGUUUGCAGCGGAGCCGCGCUUCUUUUUCUCGGUCGAUUGAAGACGAUGAAGAACGGGAGACCCGCUCAAGAAGAGACCGCUCUCAGCAUGCCCUGUCACGUUCUUUAGAGACAGAUGAGCAGCGUGAAGAACGUCGUGCAGCUGCUCGGCAGCGGUACCACGAACUGCUUGGAGAUGCGUCUACUCAUCUAUCACAAGAACGGGACAGAAUUCAAGAGAUUCGGGGAACUUGGUCGGACGAACAGCGUGCGGCACAAGUAGAACAAGAUCGCCUGCGUCGUAACGUAAAUCAGCUUUCAACAUCUGAUGAGGAAUCCACGGUUUACGAUAUCGAAGAGCAACCAUGGCUAAACAAAGAGGGAAGUGGAUUUAUGUACAAUGUUGCGAUUAACUACGCCGCUUAUGGCAAUAUUGGUGCCUUAGAAGAAGUGUGUGCUCACUGCCAAGCACGCAAAUGGAAAGGGGAGCCAAAUGGGAUGUGUUGUGCAUCUGGCAAGGUCCGCUUGGACUCUAUGCAGGACCCGCCAGACCUGUUAAGAGUCCUAUUAAAUGGCGAGCAUCCAAAGUCCAGCCAUUUUUUGAAAAACAUCCGAGCUUAUAAUAGCGCCUUUCAGAUGACUUCGUUUGGUGCAAAUCAAAUCGUUGAAGCAGGAUUCAUGCCAACAUUCAAGGUACAGGGGCAGGUUUAUCAUCAAAUCGGUUCUUUACUACCAACAGACACGCCAAAAUUUUUGCAAGUUUAUUUUAUUAGCGAUUUCGAUGAACAAGCCAACGUGCGAAGCAGACACAUCCCCAAUUUGGACUCUGGUCUGGUCAGGGGAUUGCAAAGUAUGUUGCAUAAUGUGAAUCCACACAUUGAGAACUUCAAAGCCGCCUUGGCGUCGGUGCCUGAGAACGAGCGCAACCGCUUUAAGUUUGUCAUCAGCGCAGAUAGAAGACCGAUCGCAGCCCAUCCCGGGCGGUAUAAUGCACCAACGACGAAUGAGGUAGCCGUUCUCUUAGUCGAUCAGGAGUGUGAUAAAAGAGAUAUCGUUUUGCGCACGCAUGAUGACCGGCUUCAAAGGAUCAGCGAGACACACCGCGCUUACGAUUCUCUUCAAUAUCCUCUUAUGUUCUGUCGCGGAGAGGAUGGCUACCAUUUUGCCCACUAUAAUGUAGAUCCCCAGACAGGCUCCCUGAAUUACAACAAAAAAACGUCCGCUAUGCAGUUUUACAGCUUCUUGAUCCAGCUUCGAGUAAAUGACGGAUCUUAUCUCCACCGUUACCGAACGCUCUUUAGUCAGUUUCUGGUGGAUAUGUACGCCAAAAUUGAGACAGAGCGUUUGGUAUUUAUAAGGUCCAACCAAAGAAAGCUGAGAGCUGAGAACUACGUCCAUCUCAGGGAUGCCAUGCAUCACGAUGCAAAUGCUCAAGAUGUAGGAAGGAUGGUCAUUCUACCCUCCACCUUCACAGGAGGUCCGCGGUACAUGCACGAGAGGACGCAAGACGCGUUUUGUUACGUGCGAAAGUUUGGUCGCCCGGACCUCUUCAUUACCAUCACUACUAACCCUAAGUGGCCUGAAAUCACAUCUGAACUCCUUUCAGGACAGGCUUCGUACGACAGACAUGACUUGAUCUCUCGCGUGUUCCAUCUAAAGUUGAAGUGUCUCAUGGAUCUUCUCACAAAGGCAAAGGUGUUUGGUGCAGUCCGAUGUGAAGAUGGAUAUCCUUCAUACCGGCGCCGACCACCUGCAGAAGGCGGACAUUUCACUGAGCUGAGCGUACGUGGCCAGGUGCAACAGGUCGACAACAGAUGGAUUGUUCCAUACUCACCUGUUCUGUCCAGGACCUUCCAGACGCACAUCAACGUCGAGUCAUGCACCAGCGUUGAGUCGAUCAAAUACAUCUGCAAAUACGUCAACAAACGGAGCGACCAGGCGACGUUUGCUUUACAGAGCACUGAUAGGGACGAGGUGACCAAGUACCAGUCUGGUCGCUAUAUCAGCACGUCCGAAGCGGUUUGGCGGAUACUGGCGUUCUCUAUACAUGACAGGUAUCCUACGGUCAUGCAUUUAGACGUCCACCUAGAGAACGGCCAGCGGAUAUAUUUUGAUCCCGACAACGUUGCAGAGCGCUUGGAAAAUCCGCGCCAAACAACGCUCUUGGCAUUUUUUAGGCUCUGUGAAGUCGACCAGUUCGCGAAGUCGCUCACGUAUGACGAGGUGCCGUCGUAUUAUACAUACGACAAGCAAAGAGGUGUAUUUAACCGACGUCGACGUGGAGGUGUAGUUGAAGGUUUUCCGGGCAUUUUUAAGAACACCGCAUUGGGUAGAGUUUAUACCGUGCAUCCGAACAAUGGCGAAUGCUAUUAUCUGCGGUUGUUGCUUCAUACGGUCCGGGGCCCAACGUCUUUUGCCUUUCUGAGGACAGUUGAUGACGUGGAGUAUCCAACAUACCGCGCAGCCUGCGUAGCACGUCACCUACUUGACGGUGACCAAAACUGGGAUGACACCCUCGCGGAGGCGAGCAUCAGCGACAGUCCCAGUCGCUUGCGACAUCUGUUCGCCGUCAUGUUGGUGUUCUGUGGAAUCGCGAACCCGGUAACUUUGUGGGAGAAGUAUCGCCAUCGUCUGUCCGAAGAUUUUUUACGAGCUUUGAGGCGUGCUAAUGAAGAUGAAGUCGAAGUAACUGAUGGACGCGUGUUGAACACCUGUCUCAGUUCACUUCAAGACGUGGUCAUUUCUAUCGGCGGCAAUCCACUGGUUGAAUACGGGUUACCAGCUCCCCAAUCACCAUUACGUCAAGACCGUGGAAAUCGGGAGUAUGCCGCUGAGACACAUUACGAUCCGGCCGUAAUGACCACCAUACGAAAUGACCACGUCGCUUUGUUCUCUUCAGAGCAAAAACAAAUUUACGACAUCGUCCUUGAAAGCGUUGGGCUCAACCAGGGUAAAAUGUUUUUCUUGGAUGCUCCUGGUGGAACAGGAAAAACAUUUGUUACCACUGGCAUACUUGCAGAGGUCAGGAGGCAAGGCAAAAUUGCCAUUGCUGUAGCGUCGUCGGGAAUCGCUGCUACACUACUUCCUGGUGGCAAAACGGCACAUGCCAUGUUCAAAAUUCCCAUAGACUUAGAGAGCACCGAAACUCCUGUUUGUGGUGUGUCACGCAACAGUGACAAGGGACACGUGCUAAAGGAUUGCUCUCUGAUCGUAUGGGAUGAGUGCACGAUGGCGAAUAGGAAGGCAGUUGAGGCCGUGGAUAGAACCCUGCAGGACAUCCGCAGGAACGAACACUUGAUGGGCGGUGUUACAGUUCUGUUUAGUGGUGAUUUCCGACAAACGCUUCCCGUGGUAACGCGGGGAUCUAGGGCUGACGAGGUGAAUGCUUCGUUGAAACGAUCUGCGUUAUGGUCACGCGUUCAUACGCUGCGCUUGACCAUCAAUAUGAGAGCUCAGCUCGGCGCCAAUGCACGCGCUCAAGAAUUCUCUGAUGUCCUUCUAAGUCUCGGCGACGGUACUCUACCAGAGGAGAGGGGCGGACAGGUGGUGCUCCCAGAAUCUCUCGGUAGAGUGGUAUCCACCUUAGAUGAACUCAUUCGCUGCGUGUACGGGGAUAUCAGUCGAAUACCGCACCAGCCGAAUUCUUGGGCAUGCGAGCGGGCCAUUUUGACGCCUAAAAAUGAUCAAGCUGCAGCAAUCAAUGAAAGCAUUCUCUCGGAAAUUGAGGGGAAUGAAGUGGUGUACACCUCCAUAAACACCGUAGUCGAGCAAGAUGACGCCACACACUAUCCGGUGGAAUUUCUCAACUCCCUCACAGCAAGUGGACUUCCAGCACAUAACAUCAAGCUGAAAGUUGGGGUCCCGAUCAUGCUUCUUCGGAACCUGUCUCCUCCGAAGUUGUGUAACGGGACCCGCCUUAAAGUCAUCUCACUGCAUACAAAUAUUAUCGAGGCGGAAAUUUUGACGGGUUGUGGCGUCGGCGAGGCAGUGUUUAUACCACGCAUUCCCCUCAUACCUCAUAACUACCCCUUCCAGUUCAAGCGCGUGCAGUUCCCUGUGAGUGUUUGCUUCGCGAUGACUAUCAAUAAGUCACAGGGACAGACACUGAAGGCUGCGGGUGUCGACCUAAGGACGAGCUGCUUCUCACACGGACAACUGUACGUCGCUUGCUCCCGCGUCACCAGUCCUGACUCUCUAUACAUUUUGGCUACUGAGAGCAAAACUACAAAUGUAGUUUAUAGAGAAAUUUUAUAA
Messenger RNA from Spodoptera exigua (beet armyworm), 4818 nucleotides. NCBI's taxonomy places the organism in Eukaryota, Metazoa, Arthropoda, Insecta, Lepidoptera, Noctuidae. The record is from the annotation of a GenBank genome assembly.